AUGAAGUGGAGUAGCUUCAUCCAGAAAGUGAUCUUCCUGUCUCUCACUGGACCUGGCCUCGGAGGGAAUGUCUUUCUGUUUGUGAAGCAUGCGCACAUGGUUGUCACAGCUCCUGGGAAGAAGCCUACAGAUGCUAUUCUCAUCCACCUGACUUUAAGUAACACCAUGAAACUUUGUGCCACAGUAAUCUCAGUUACAUUACCAACUUUUCUUCUCAGUAACGCCCUAGGCAAUAUUAUUUGUAAAACCAUGAUUUACCUCAAUAGGGUGGCUCGAAGUCUCUCCAUCUGCACCACCUGCCUCCUCAGUGUAGUCCAGGCCAUCACCAUCAGUCCCAGGAACACCUGGUGGAAAAAGCUCAAACCACGCACUGCACGGCAGGUUCUUCCCCACCUCCUCCUCUUCUGGGUCUUUAGCUUUCUCAUAAGCUCUAACUUGCUCCACUACAUCACAGCUGUCAACAGCAUGAAUGGGUCUAACGUUAGAAUAUACACCGAGUAUUGCUACAUGCUGCCAGCUCCACAAAUGGUCAGAUGGCUCUUCCUCUGCCUCAUGGCUCUCCGGGACCUCACCUUUCAGAGUCUCAUGGGCUGCAGCAGUGUGUACAUGGCUCUCUAUUUGUACAAACAUCACAAGCGUGUCCUCUAUCUCCAGAGCUCCAGGUGUGCCAAAUAUCCCAGCCCUGAAAUCAGAGCCACUCAGAGUACUCUCAUUCUCAUGAUCUGUUUCUUAUUCUUUUAUUGGACAGAUUUCAUUUUCUCCUUCUAUAUAGGGAGCACCUUGACAGAGGACUCCGUAUUACUAAAUAUUCAAAUGGUUCUCGACCUGGGUUAUGCCAGUCUGAGCCCCUUUCUUCUGACCAACAAGGAUGCCAACCUGGUUAACUGCUGGCACAUUCACUGGGGAGCAGAGAAAAUAUUUUCCAUGCUAAAUUGUCCAAACGCUUUGGAACCUUCCGUUCUUAACAUCUUCUUGUCCACCUGCCGCCUGGGCGUGGCCUGGAGGGAGACGCCCCAGGAGUACUGGCUCUAUAAGACACCCACGGUCGCCUCCCAGGAGACUUCAGCAUGCGAAUCAUCUUCCGGCCCCCACCCCCGCUGCCCUGGCUGUCGGGAUGCCGAGCCCGGCGAGUUCCCGUGGGUCGUGUCCCUGCAGCUCAGCUCCACCCAUGUGUGUGCCGGGUCUGUGCUGGACGCCCAGUGGGUGCUGACCGCAGCCCAGUGCGCCUACUUCCUCCGGGGCUCCGAGCGGCUGGGGCAGGUGCAGGCCGGCCUGGUGGACCUGCAGGACGCGGCGGCCGCGCAGGCCUCGCCCGUGCACCGCGCCCUCCCGCACCUGGGCCUGCGCGGCGCCCUGGGGCCCGGCCUGGUCCUGCUCGGCCGGCCGCUCCGCUUGCGGCCGCCGCGCCUGCACGCGGUGUGCCUGGACCGCGGGGGCUCCGCCAAGGACACGGCGCCCGUGGGCCACGCCGAGGAGUGCUGGCUGCCCGGCUGGUCGGGCAUGCAGGGCAGCCCCGGGGUCCUGCAGAAGCGGCGGCUGAGCCUGCGCCACGCGACGUCCUGCACGUCGCACUGGCCGCACCUGGACGAGGCCAGCUUCUGCGUGGAGGCCGUGCCCGCCGUGGGCGAGACCAUGUGCCAGGCCGACCUGGGGGCGCCCCUGGUGUGCCGUGGGCCGCAGGGCGCCUGGCUGCAGGUGGGCAUCCUGGGCGCCUCUGACCCGAGCUGCGCCCGGCCCUACGCCUUUAGCCCCGUGCGCCCCUUCCUGCCCUGGCUGCAGGCCGUCCUGCGGCCCAGCGUGUCCACCGCCACCGCGCCCCGCGUGGCCCUGACCCCAGGCGGCCCGCCCCAAGCCGAGUCUCCGUCCGCCUCACCGACCGCCACGACGCAGGGCAAGGCCCCAGGACCGGAUGCACGCGUGUCCAUGCUCCACGCUGGGCCUGGGCAGCCUCUGCUCGUGGGCUGUGGACAUCAGGUGUGCGGCGGGUCCCUGCUCGGCAGCGCCUGGGUCCUCACGGCUGCCCGCUGCGUCCAGGGCAUGCACCCGGAGGACACGGUGGCCAUCGUCAUCCCAGGGGCGGGGCCGAGCGCGGUGAUGGACAGUGGUCCGCAAGGGGCGGGGCCGAGCGCGGUGAUGGACAGGGGCCCGCAGGGGGCGGGGCCGGGCACGCUGACGGACAGCGGCGCGCAGGGGGCGGGGCCGGGCCGAGUGACCAGCGGCGUCCGGACGUCGCGGGGGGCGGAGCCGAGGGUGCUGCGCGUGGCGCGCGUCGUCCUCCCGAGGAAGCCCCCGAACCCCGACCUGGCGCUGCUGCAGCUCGAGCCGGCGCCGUCUACACCCGCGGCCCCGUCUACACCCGCCGCCCCGUCCUGGCCGCUGGCGGGGCUGAGGAACCUGACGGGCCCCGAGUGCUGGCUGGCGGGGCCGCGGGCGCUGCCGACAGGACAGACAAACGAGACUCUAGGCACGCUGCAGGUGCAGCUGCUGGACGAGUCGGCCUGCACCCAGCUCCACCCCAGCUCAGGGCCAUCCGUUAUCUGCUUCUCACCGCGUGAUGGUGGCGUGGACACAGACCUGGAGUCUGUGGCCCCAGGCAGUGCAGUUAUGUGUCGACCCCAGGUGAGCCGCAGCGAAUGGAUGCUGAUUGCAGUGACCGGCCCGCCGGCCCGUGCAACCCUGGUACAGCCACAUCUGUCCUGGAUCACCUCUGUGACCGCCUACACGGGGCGUCCCCUGGACCCUAUCCGUGGACCCUGGGCAGGGAACCCUGUGUCUGGGGAUUGUCCUGAACACCCCCACGCACGGCUGUUUGCUGGGACAGUGGCGGUGAUGAUGCUGAAGAUGACGAUGAUGUCAUGAUCCUCAGUCCCAGUUUAGGAUCAGUAAAGACAGAGACUGAUGGACGCGGACAUUGACAAGAACUGCCCCCUGCCUGCCAGCUGUGGCGUGCAACCCUGCCCCCUCCCUGCCUGUCGGGGACGGACAGCAGGUGUAUGUCUGCACCGUGACAAGCUGGGGGCGGGUUUUGGCAGAAUGAAGCAAUUUCAUAAAAUUUCAAAAUUUGGGGAAAAUGUCACUACACUUCCGUAUUCCACCAAGGGAGAAUUUCCAUAUUUGGAAAUUUUAUUAAAAGUUCAUUAAGCUUGGACCAGAGAUUAAAGAAAGUUGAAGCAGGCCUCAAAAUUUUGACAUUUUCUGAAGAUUUACAUCAAAUUUUAC
This is a messenger RNA of Ochotona curzoniae (black-lipped pika), 3219 nucleotides long. RefSeq names its product polyserase-2-like. Gene Ontology annotation, biological process: proteolysis; G protein-coupled receptor signaling pathway. Gene Ontology annotation, molecular function: serine-type endopeptidase activity; pheromone receptor activity. The transcript is spliced from 10 exons. The record is from RefSeq and is a predicted model, not a curated record. NCBI's taxonomy places the organism in Eukaryota, Metazoa, Chordata, Mammalia, Lagomorpha, Ochotonidae. Gene Ontology annotation, cellular component: membrane. Bases 1 to 2859 code for a protein of 952 amino acids.